AUGAAUAAAACAGUUGUAGUUGCAAAUGAUAGAUAUGAAUUUACAACAAAUGAUUGUAUAGGUGAAGGAGCACAAGCAACAGUCUUUCUCGGUAGUGACAAGAGAACGGGCAAACGAGUAGCUAUCAAACGUAUUAAACAUAGAAUUAUGGUUGGACAGCCUCCUUCAAAUGCAUUCAAAGUGCCCGAGGAGGAGUUUAAGAUCAUCGAGCCACUCGAUCAUCCAAAUGUACUGCGUUACUUGGACCACAGUCGUCAUGUCGAUGGUAACAAGGCCUAUGAAUAUAUUAUUACAGAGUACAUGGAGCACAAGUCUCUCAGUACAUUCAUCGAAACCAAUCCUACUACCUAUAAAGAUACAAGUAGACUAAGAAAAGCAUUCAAACAAAUUUUAAAAGGUUUAUCUUAUCUUCACAACAACAAUAUCAUUCACAGAGAUAUUAAACCUGCCAAUAUACUAGUUUCAUCAGAUUAUACUUUAAAGAUUGCUGAUUUUGGAAUGAGUAAAUUGGAUAUACAAAGAAGUAUAACCACUCAAGUUGGAUCACAACUAUUUAAUGCACCUGAUCAUGCAUAUGGAACAUCUAAACAAACUGAUUUGUGGAGUUUAGGUAUCACAAUGUUAUGUAUGUGUAUGAGUGCAACCUAUGCAGGUGGUCAUUUAACCAUCUAUCAAGACAUCACUUCAGAACUACGAACUAUUCAUCAAUCUAGAUCUGUCUCUCAAAUACCUAGAUUUAAUACAAUUCCAAAUGAAUAUUUACUGGUUAUUGAUAAAUGUUUAUCGGGAAAAUCAAGUAUUGAAGAUAUAUUGUCUAGUCCACCUUUGGGUAAUUAUAAAUGUCCAGGUGGAGGAGACCAUGAUUUUUCUGGAACCAAUUUAGAACCAAUUAUGGAUUAUUCACACAAGGAUGGAUGGGGAGGUAUUAUCCAUGGACAUAAAUGCUGUGGUCAAUGUUCUGGUAACUUUCGUUGCAAAGGUAGAUGCAAUAAUAAAUGUGAACACCCAAGACAAGUCGGUACUAAAAUACUUUCAAACUAUUGUAUCAAGUGUACCAAACUACUUAAAUAA
Cavenderia fasciculata is the source of this 1071-nucleotide messenger RNA. RefSeq lists its product as uncharacterized. The transcript is spliced from 3 exons. Gene Ontology annotation, biological process: protein phosphorylation. Bases 1 to 1071 code for a protein of 356 amino acids. Lineage: Eukaryota; Evosea; Eumycetozoa; Acytosteliales; Cavenderiaceae. Gene Ontology annotation, cellular component: cytoplasm. The record is from RefSeq and is a predicted model, not a curated record. Gene Ontology annotation, molecular function: ATP binding; protein serine/threonine kinase activity.